CUCGUCAGUUCACUACCACUCGGUCAGUUCACUCUACUACCACUACUACUACUUCCAACUACCUACUUACCUACUCACUACCUAGACCUAACCUACAUCUCUUGGGACUGACUACACCUCUAUCCUCACAACAACGCCUUCAUAGGCUACCUGUGGCCUCCCAUCUAUCCACCCACCUAUCCCGCCCGCUCAUCCAUCCAUCCACACUCUCUCUCCCUCUCCCUCUUCCUCUUCCUCUCACUCGUACCUCACCUUCAUCGCCGCAACACCCUGCGGUUGGUCCCUCUCCGCGCGCUCUGUGAGCCGCUGCAUCCUCCUUCUCCGCCUCUACCUCCUCCUCCUCCUCCUCCUCUUCGCCCUUUCUCCUCUCCGUCUACACUCUCCUCUCCGACUCGACUUCAUCUUCAACAGCAACAACACCUCCUCCCACCAUGGACGGUGCCGGCCAACCCAACCUGCGGAUCACAAUCAUUGCCGCGGAUGGCCUCUACAAGCGUGAUGUCUUUCGAUUCCCGGACCCUUUCGCCGUCGCUACCAUCAAUGGCGAGCAGACUCGCACCACGAGCGUCAUUAAAAAGACGCUGAACCCUUACUGGAAUGAGAGCUUCGACAUGCGAGUGACGGAAGAUAGCGUUCUCGCGGUACAGAUCUUUGACCAGAAGAAGUUCAAGAAGAAGGACCAGGGUUUCUUGGGUGUCAUCAAUGUGCGCAUAGGGAGCGUUAUUGAACUCGAUGCCGGCGGAGAUGAAAUGCUCACGCGCGACCUUAAAAAGUCAAACGACAACAUGGUCGUCCACGGAAAGCUCAUUCUCAAUCUCUCCACCAAUCUGGCCGCACCCAUCAACCAACCCGCGAACAACACUGCCAGUCGCCCGCCAGCAUCGACCAACCCCUCCGCCAACGGCCUCGCCCCGGGAGGUCCCUCCACCCCUCACCAGUCCUCGCAGAACCUCCACCCAGACGUAUUCCCUGGACAGGCACGUCCACAGCCCCCCGCCCAGAACAGUUCCCAACGCCUCAGCCAACCCCCACCUUCCGUGCCCACGAACGCCAUGGGGCCACCCCCGCCAAGCGCCUCUGCGCCAAGCGCGUCGACACGCGGAUACAGUGCUUUCGAAGACGCACAGGGCCGCUUGCCCGCUGGUUGGGAGCGCAGGGAAGAUCAUCUAGGCAGGACCUACUACGUUGAUCACAACACCCGGCAAACGACCUGGAUCAGACCCGGCGCAGGUUUCAAUGAGACGGAUCAGAGGAAUGCUUUGGCCGCGCAGACGCAACAGGAGCGAACCCGGCAUCAGAACCGUAUGCUGCCCGAGGACCGAACCGGAGCCAAUUCGCCCACGUUGUCAGAGCGCCAGCCCUCCCCUCCAGGUCCUUCCUCCAAUGCCGUGUCCAUGAUGGCUACAGGAGCCACCACGGCUGGAACUGGAGAGCUUCCGUCGGGAUGGGAGCAGCGACAUACUCCGGAGGGACGAGCCUACUUCGUUGACCAUAACACUCGCACUACCACCUGGGUCGACCCACGCAGGCAGCAGUAUAUCCGGAUGUAUGGUGGACAGGCCACGGGUGGAAACAGCACUAUUCAACAGCAACCCGUUUCGCAACUUGGACCUCUUCCAUCUGGCUGGGAAAUGCGCCUCACGAACACUGCUCGUGUGUACUUCGUAGACCACAACACCAAGACCACUACCUGGGACGACCCGCGAUUGCCAUCCUCCCUGGACCAGAACGUGCCACAGUACAAGCGUGAUUUCCGCCGUAAGCUGAUCUACUUCCGAUCACAGCCGGCGCUCCGUAUUGUCUCUGGACAGUGCCAUGUGAAGGUUAGGCGAACGCACAUCUUCGAGGACUCGUAUCACGAGAUCAUGAGGCAAAGUGCUGCUGAUUUGAAGAAACGGUUAAUGAUCAAGUUUGACGGUGAAGACGGUCUAGAUUAUGGUGGUCUUUCUCGUGAAUUCUUCUUCUUGCUCUCUCACGAAAUGUUCAACCCCUUCUACUGCUUGUUCGAGUACUCCGCCCACGACAACUACACCCUCCAAAUCAACCCUCACUCCGGCAUCAACCCCGAACAUCUCAACUACUUCAAGUUCAUUGGUCGCGUGGUCGGAUUAGCGAUUUUCCACCGUAGAUUUUUGGAUGCUUUCUUCAUUGGAGCGUUCUACAAGAUGAUUCUCAGGAAGAAGGUCGCUCUCCAAGAUAUGGAGGGUGUGGAUGCCGAUUUCCACCGUAACUUGGAGUGGAUGCUUAACAACGACAUCACGGACGCACUAGAGCUCACCUUCUCGACCGAUGACGAGAGGUUCGGCGAGACUGUCAGCAUUGAAUUGAAGCCUGGAGGCGAGAAUAUCGAGGUCACGAAUGAAAACAAGCAAGAAUACGUGGACCUCAUCACCGAGUGGCGCAUUCAGAAGCGAGUGGAGGAGCAGUUCCAGGCGUUCGUGUCUGGGUUCAAUGAGCUCAUCCCACCGGAUCUAGUUAACGUUUUCGACGAGCGUGAGCUCGAGCUCCUCAUUGGCGGUAUCGCCGAUAUCGAUGUCGAAGACUGGAAGAAGCACACCGAUUACCGUGGUUACACCGAGAAUGACGAGGUUGUUGUCCACUUCUGGAAGUGCAUCCGAAGCUGGGACGCCGAACAGAAGUCAAGAUUGUUGCAGUUCGCGACGGGUACCUCGCGUAUCCCCGUCAACGGAUUCAAGGAUUUGCAGGGUAGCGACGGACCGCGUAGAUUUACGAUUGAGAAGGCUGGUGAGCCUAAUCAAUUGCCCAAGUCGCAUACUUGUUUCAACCGUCUCGACCUCCCGCCUUACAAGUCUUUCGAGUCUCUCAACCAGAAACUUACCAUUGCCGUUGAGGAGACUGUUGGAUUCGGACAAGAGUAAAAAGACAAAACAGCAAGAUUCCUACGUGGAACUUGAAGAAAUCUCAUCAUUUUUAUGUUUGCGAGAAUGGAGACGACGAAAUUCUGUCAUGGAAAUGUGCUAUGGUAUAUACGCGGCACGGUGAGAGGCCAGAUACGUUCAUUGUUUAAGGGGAAGUGAUGUUGCUCUCGAGCAGGGAGGACUCUGUCGGCGACGACUUAGAAAGAGAUACAUUGAAGCUGAGCAAGCAAGCGAUCUGGAUGACGAUGUCUGUGUGGUGGAAAAGGGGGGGAGCGAGUUUCCCAUGCAUUGUGUACAAACAAAAUCUAUUUCCCUGCGAGACCCGUGUAGGUGCGAUGCGCACGCAUGCGAAAGAGAGAUGGGUUGGUAGUUCCUCGCCCAGGGAAUUUGUUGGUAGUUUGUCUGUCACUGAUUUUGCUCGUCUGCUUUUCCCCCUUUCCCUUUUCUUUUCUUCUUAAACAAG
Molecule: messenger RNA, 3342 nt
Organism: Aaosphaeria arxii CBS 175.79
Lineage: Eukaryota; Fungi; Ascomycota; Dothideomycetes; Pleosporales
Product: putative ubiquitin-protein ligase
Exons: 9
Coding region: 432-2879 (815 amino acids)
Biological process (GO): ubiquitin-dependent protein catabolic process
Molecular function (GO): protein binding; ubiquitin protein ligase activity
Source: RefSeq, a predicted model, not a curated record